Xenopus tropicalis (tropical clawed frog) is the source of this 3841-nucleotide messenger RNA. RefSeq lists its product as uncharacterized. The record is from RefSeq and is a predicted model, not a curated record. Lineage: Eukaryota; Metazoa; Chordata; Amphibia; Anura; Pipidae. The coding region runs from base 261 to 2690 and encodes 809 amino acids. The transcript has 5 exons.
AGGAGAUCGAAGAAAACAAGUUUAGUUGGAGCCGCUGCCCCCUCCCUACUGCCCCCCCCUUACUGCCCAUUCACCGGGCACUGCCCCCCCCCAGCCCUCCGCCUGUACCCGCCGGGCCCGCACUGCGCUCGGCACAUGGACUCUCCUGGCCGCAUCCUGGCGCACACGGAAAUAUCUGGGAUUGUGUUUAGUGUUCAUGGCAAGAUCCAGCGUGAGCGCUGCGCGGGGGCGUCGCCAUUAGAUCCGACCAAUCACAGGCCAUGGAGGACAUCAAGAAGUGCGGCUACCUGCGCAAGCAGAAAUCCAUGCGCAAAAGGUACUUCGUCCUGCGCUGCCCCGGAACCCGCGGCCCGGCCCGCCUGGAAUACUACGAGAACGAGAAGAAGUUCCGAGUGGCGGAAGGAUCGGGCGGCCCGCGGGGGGUGCUCAACCUGGAGGAGGCGUUUGGCGUCAACAAGAGGUCAGAUGCCAAGAAGCGGCACCUACUGGUGAUCUACACGCGGGACGGGGGGCUGGGCGUGUCCGCCGACGGGGAGGAGGAGCAGGACGAGUGGUACCAAGCCAUCCUGGAGGUGCAGGCACAGGCCCGAGCACUCUCCUCAUCUCCAGAUGCUCCUGCCUGGCCCGGCCCGGCAUUCAGAGAAGUCUGGCAGGUCAGUGUCCGCCCACGAGGCCUGGGCCAAACGCGCAAUCUCUCCGGCAUCUACCGGCUCUGCCUGGCAGAACGGACCCUAGGCCUCCUCCGCUUACGUUCUGAAAAUCCUUCCGUCACCCUACAGCUCAUGAAUGUCCGGCGCUGCGGUCACUCCGACAACUACUUCUUUGUGGAAGUCGGACGCUCGGCUGUGACAGGUCCAGGAGAACUCUGGAUGCAGGUGGAAGACUCGGUGGUCGCUCAGAACAUGCACGAGACCAUCCUUGAGGCGAUGAAGUCUCUGAGUGAGGAAUUUCGUCCGAGGACCAAGAGCCAGUCCCUCUCAUCCACCCCCAUCUCUGUCCCAUCUCGACGUCACCACCCAAACCCUCCUCCCCCGAGCCAAGUGGGCAUUUCUCGUCGCUCGAGGGCCGAGACGCCAAUUGAAAACUCUCCGGUCCCCAAACCCCACUCUUUGUCCAAGGACUAUAGUGUCCAAUCGCCUGAAGAGGAGGAAGAGGAGAAAGGUGCACGGGUGGAAACCAAUGAGUCUUCAGCUGACUACGGCUCUGCUUCUUCUGAUGAAUAUGGUUCUAGUCCCGGUGUGUUGGAAGCCCCGGUGUUCCUACCUCCAUCUCCUGGACCAAGAGAAACCAAUUACAUCUCCAUGGCGCUGUAUGGGAGAAGAUCACUGGUGAUGGAGCCGAUUUCUACCAAUGCCAACGUGCCGGCGGAAGAGGGUAGUAGAUUAACUCUAUUUCAGGAAGAAGAUAAUUAUGCCAUGAUGGGCCAACGUGAGCCGCGCCAGGAGACUGGUUACAUGCCCAUGCUGCCCGGCAGUAACAGGUCCCAGGAUUACAUGCCCAUGACGCCCACCAGCAUCUCGCCACCUGCCCCCGUGGAAAUGGCCGGUUAUGUCAUGAUGUCACCCCUGGGCAGUUGUUCUCCGGAGAUUGAGAGGUUGAGUUGGCCACCGUCCCAGGAGGUAUCUGCUGGUAGUUCUGAUAGCCACGCCUCUGACUAUAUGAACAUGUGGUCACUGAGCCGCUCCGCCUCCAGCACCCCACCCCCACAGGAGGCUUUUCUGUCCUCACCCGGCGGGCCCUGCAGGGUGCCGGCUUCAUACCGUUCUUUGCCUCGUUCAUACAAGAUGGAGCCGCAGCCAUCUGCCCGUGCCUCUUGCUCCUCCUCCUCUGACAGCUUGGAAGAGGUGAAUGCUGGGAAGAACCGCAGACCUCUUAGCAUCUCCAUUGACUCGUGGAACACAGGAACCUUGUCCGGCAACUACCGUCGGCCCCCCAGUCCCGGAGAAUACGUCAGCAUCCAUUUCAGGGCCCCCCAGAAGAAGACCUCAGGGAAGGAAGCCAUCGAUGCCCCAAGAGAGUCCGUUUCCAUGGAGGAGCAGCCCUCGGCGAUGCCCAACGGGGACUACACGGAAAUGGACUUUGUGCCUCACAGAACUUUACAACCUCAUGUAAAAACGAACGAGGAACGGGGAACGAACGGGGAAAAUGCCUUCAAACCUGUGGGGAAAUUACUGCCGGCCUUGGAGAAGACUUCCUCGGAGAAGGACUCCUGGGCUGUAGAUAAAGCCUUGUGGCCAACGACUCUGAGAGAGGCCACAGGGAUCCCCAUAGAAAGUGAUUUAGGGCGCCCCGAAAAGGUUCUGGCACCCAAGCCUUCGGCCGAAGAACCCGAACUGAAGAGCUUGGUGUCUGCGGUGACCGGCUGCAGCCUCAACAUGGGGCAGGAUCCCCCGAUGCGGUUAGACCCCUCCACCCGGAAAAGGCACUGCUCCGAAAGCGUCCGUCCCCCCGCCCCCUGCAACGGAACCCGGGCUGCGGCACUCGAGCCCGGGCUGAACUACAUUGACUUGGAUCUGUCCAAGGACGCAGCGGGCGGAGUUCCCCCGGCAGUGUUGGUUGGGCAAGGUGGGGCACCGCCCCCCAAGAUUGGUUCUCUGGGAGCUCCGCCCAACAUCAACACCUACGCCAGCAUUGACUUUCAGAUGUGUGGGGAGCUGCGCCGGGGCAGCAAGGAUGGGACAGAAUGCUGAGAAACCGAAGCGACGCCCCCGUAGCCACGCCCCCCGGAUCACAGCGGCCGGAGGAACGGGAGGAUCGGCGCAGGGGGCGGGGCCGGGGGGGGAAUAUUUUUGCACUUCUGUAUCGUUAAUGUUUGCAACGUGUCCGUGUUGUUGUUCUGUCGUUACGCAGGUGCCUUGUGUUACGCAGGAAACGCCAUUGUGCCAGCCUUACCCCCCAGCGCCCUGGCACCGCCCACAGCGCCCUGGCACCGCCCACAGCUACAGGGAAUGGGGCCCCAGGGCCCCUGCAAAGGGAAUUCAUGCCAAAUGUCAUUAUUUUCUCUGCUCUGUGAUAGGUGCGUUGGCGCUAGCGGGCAUGGGGGGGCGCUCAUACCCAUGGAACAUAGGAACCGGGGUGCCACGUAUGGGGGGACACUAUGCACCCCUCUCAGGGGGAAGGGUUAAGCUGCCAAAUUACCCAGAAUGCCACUGGGGUGCUUACUGAUAGCGAUGGGUACAAGGGGGCGGGGCUGUAGCCUCACAGUGGGACAUGGUGCUUUAUUAUUUGGGGGGGGGGGGGGGGGUCGUGCUUAAAGGUACAGAGACUUGUGGCACCUUAAGGAGCUUUCUGGGUCAGGUGAAACCGACAGCGAAUCAGAAAGUUCUUGCAGGCGUUUCGCCAAAAAAUAAAUGGAAACUUGAAUGUGGGGCGGGGCUUCCCGGAGAGAUCCGGCCUCCAGUUCUGAUACCAAAUAAUAAUAAUAAUAACGAGAUAUAAAGUUGUGUUUAUGGAAUUGAGAUAUAAUAUAUGGCUAAAUAGCGAGAGAGGGAGGAGCCACGGUGCCGCCGGGGGCGGGGCACAGGUACCGGCGCCAAUUAAAGCCAAAGUAGAGACUAAAGACUUGAACUAAGAGUUGGUGCUCCCCUCACCCCCCCGUGUUUGUGAAUGAAUGGAACAUUCCAGUAGCGAUAGGGGGGUGGGGCCGCAAUCUGAGCCAAUGAGGAUGCUUCUAUAAAAUAAGCCUGUGAUAGGGCAAUGGUACAGCCGUUGCCAUGGUACCGACCACCCUUUCACUGAGGCAACGGCCGCUGCACACAAUGUUGGGGGGUCCUCAAUGAAAAGAGGUUUAUUGUCCUGAAUAAGCUAGAACCCCAACAAUAAAGCCUUUCAACCCAGUCUC